Molecule: messenger RNA, 1860 nt
Organism: Lynx canadensis (Canada lynx)
Lineage: Eukaryota; Metazoa; Chordata; Mammalia; Carnivora; Felidae
Gene: BCO1
Product: beta-carotene oxygenase 1
Biological process (GO): retinal metabolic process; carotene catabolic process
Molecular function (GO): carotenoid dioxygenase activity; beta-carotene 15,15'-dioxygenase activity
Source: RefSeq, a predicted model, not a curated record
GACACCAGGCUCUUGUGGCAUCUGGAGGAAAAGAGAUGUAAGCGAAGGAAGCUGCAGGAAAGCAGAAAGGAGAGAAAAGGAGGAGCCGAGCAGUUGCCUGGAACACAUCGGAGUGUCUGCUCACCGUCCACAUCGCCACCGCCCAGCGCCGCAUGCGAUGGAUGUCAUAUUUGGCAGAAAUAAGAAGGAGCAGCUGGAACCUGUGAGGGCCCAAGUGACAGGCAGGAUUCCAUCAUGGCUGCAGGGCACUCUGCUUCGCAAUGGGCCCGGAAUGCACACAGUGGGGGAGACCAAAUACAACCACUGGUUUGAUGGCCUGGCUUUGCUCCACAGUUUCACGAUUAGAGACGGUGAAGUCUAUUACAGGAGCAAAUACCUGAGAAGUGAUACCUACAAUGCCAACACCAAGGCCAACAGGAUUGUGGUGUCAGAGUUUGGAACGAUGGCCCAUCCAGACCCCUGCAAAAACAUAUUUUCUAAAGCUUUUUCCUACUUGUCCCAUACCAUCCCUGAUUUCACAGACAACUGCCUGAUAAACAUCAUGAAGUGUGGAGAAGACUUCUAUGCGACCACAGAGACCAAUUACAUCAGGAAAAUCAACCCACAGACUCUGGAAACCCUGGAGAAGGUGGAUUAUCGCAAUUACGUGACGGUAAAUCUGGCAACAUCGCAUCCUCAUUAUGAUGCGGCUGGAAAUGUUCUUAAUAUGGGCACAUCCAUCAUGGACAAGGGGAAGACAAAAUAUGUGAUCUUUAAGAUCCCUGCCACAGUACCAGAGGACGCGAAGGGGAAGAACCCGUUGAAGCACACAGAGGUGUUCGGUUCCAUCACCUCCCGCUCGCUCCUCUCCCCGAGCUAUUACCACAGCUUCGGAGUCACCGAGAACUACAUCGUUUUCCUCGAGCAGCCUUUCAAGCUGGACAUCCUCAAGAUGUCAACUGCGUACAUCCGGGGAGUGAACUGGGCUUCCUGCCUGGCUUUCCACAGGGAGGACAAGACUUACAUUCACAUCGUCGACCAAAGGACUGGGAAGCCCGUGCCGACCAAGUUUUACGCGGACCCCAUGGUGGUGUUUCAUCACGUCAACGCCUACGAAGAGGACGGCUGCCUUGUGUUUGACGUCAUCGCCUACGAGGACGGCAGCCUUUAUCAGCUCUUCUACUUGGCCAACCUGAACCAGGACUUUGAGGAGAACUCCAGGCUCACCUCCAUUCCCACCCUCCGGAGGUUCGCCGUGCCCCUCGAUGUGGACAAGAAUGCAGAAGUGGGAUCAAAUGUAGUCAAACUGGCAUCCACAACGGCAAGAGCCCUGAAGGAAAAAGAUGACCGAGUCUACUGCCAGCCGGAGCUGCUUUAUGAAGGCUUAGAGCUGCCUCGGAUCAAUUAUGCUCACACGGGAAGCCCCUACCGCUAUGUCUUUGCGGCCGAAGUUCACUGGAGUCCCAUCCCAACCAAGAUCCUGAAAUACGACAUUCUCACAAAGUCAUCCUUAAAAUGACAGGAGCACUGCUGGCCAGCAGAACCCCUGUUUGUCCCCAUGCCAGGUGCCAAGGACGAGGAUGACGGAAUUAUCUUAUCAGCCAUCGUCUCUACCGAUCCCCAAAAGCUUCCUUUUCUGCUCGUUCUGGAUGCCAAAAGUUUCACAGAACUGGCUCGUGCGUCCAUUGACGCAGAGGUGCACCUGGAUCUCCACGGGUUAUUCAUCCCGGACGCAGACGGGGACGCGAGGGAGCAGGCCCCUUCCCAGGAACAGCCGGACAGGGUUCCAGACUGCCAUGUGGCCCCAUGGACCUGAGUGGGUUGGGCCUGUGGGCUCACUUCCUCUCUGGGUGAAGGGGGAUCCUUCAUUUCCUUUUGACC